AUGGUCCUCUUAUGCACUUUGGCCCUCGGGCAAGCUAAGGUCGUUGACAUGAAGCAAGAUGAGCGCGCGGCCUUGAUGGAUCUAAUCAAGAAUUGUAAUGAGCUCGAUGAUCCCAUUCUUCGAGCCAUUGCUAUCAACCACCGAGUACCUAAACGUGUUGAAGGUGUGUAUUAG
Messenger RNA from Histoplasma mississippiense, 174 nucleotides. RefSeq lists its product with no specific name. Lineage: Eukaryota; Fungi; Ascomycota; Eurotiomycetes; Onygenales; Ajellomycetaceae. The coding region runs from base 1 to 174 and encodes 57 amino acids. The record is from RefSeq and is a predicted model, not a curated record. The transcript is spliced from 2 exons.